Lutzomyia longipalpis is the source of this 1013-nucleotide messenger RNA. It is a transcript of the gene mEFTs, whose product is annotated as elongation factor Ts, mitochondrial. Bases 11 to 940 code for a protein of 309 amino acids. The record is from RefSeq and is a predicted model, not a curated record. NCBI's taxonomy places the organism in Eukaryota, Metazoa, Arthropoda, Insecta, Diptera, Psychodidae. Gene Ontology annotation, biological process: mitochondrial translational elongation. The transcript has a single exon. Gene Ontology annotation, molecular function: protein binding; translation elongation factor activity. Gene Ontology annotation, cellular component: mitochondrial matrix.
AACUUAGGUUAUGUUAUUUUUCUCAUCUCACUGUAAGUCCCGGAAGAUGCAGAGAAUACGAGGAUUAGUUUUAAGGACAGGUUUCCUAAUAUCCUCGCGUUCCUACAGUCAAAACAGCCCGAAUGCAUUGGCAACACUACGACGGAAAACAGGAUAUACAAUUUCCAAUUGCAAAAAGGCAUUAGAUUUGCAUCAAAACAAUCUCGUGGCUGCGGAGAAGUGGCUCAAUGACCAGGCUCAGGCACUAGGAUGGUCAAAGGCAGAAAAGUUGGAGGGGCGUAAGACCCAGCAGGGGCUCAUUGGGGUCCUUGUACGUGAUAAUUGUGGUGUAAUGUUGGAAGUUAAUUGCGAAACAGACUUUGUGGCACGCAAUAAGAAGUUCCAGGAAUUCCUGGGCGCUUCCUCGGCCACGUGUUGGAAGUACAUCCGGGAGAAUGUAAAGAAUGCCACUGAUGUUUCACAGAAGAACCUCUCAUCGGAUGAUCUCAAGGCACUCCUGGCGGCUGAUGGGAAAAUUCUCAGUGAUCACUUGGCUCUUCUCAUUGGGACUGUGGGUGAGAAUGCAGCACUCAGGCGGGGAAUUGGCUUCAAGAGUGAGGACAGUGGUGUCUUUCUCACGGGCUAUGCACAUCCAUCACAAACGGAGGAAGAUGGUUUUUCUUUUGGGAAAUUCGGAGCAGUUGUGGCUUUCCGGCGCUCAGACACUCCGCGGGAUCCGCAGCUGGAGCGUAAAAUAUGCCAACAUAUUGUCGGGAUGAACCCAAAGAGGAUUGGUGAUAAGGCAGUCGAUGAGGCGAAUGAGGAUGCCGACAGUGAGGAUGUUUUAAUUCAUCAGGAAUUCAUUGCAGACGCCACAAAGACCGUUGGGGAGAUUCUGGAGGAAUCCCACCUGGAGGUGGUGAAUUUUACGCGAUUCGAAUGUGGCGAGGGCAGUGAAUGAGCAUUUAGUUGUUCUGUGAGAUAAAUUGUGAAUUUAAUAUCUCUUUCUAGAAUAAAUAGACAUGAAAUCCCGA